GGUAAAGGAAAACGCUGAUCGAGCCUCAUUCGCGAGCUUUGUUGUCGAGCAGGAUAAAGUCCUCUUGAUCUGCUCUUUUUCACCGUCAAAAUGCCUACGGCGUCAAUUAAAACUGAAACCAAUGGGGUUAUAGAAUCGAAUGAUCCUUUAGACAGAAUUCAAAAUGAAUUGGCUGUUCGAUUGAAAGACCUGGAACAGAAAAAA
Messenger RNA from Hyalella azteca, 204 nucleotides. RefSeq lists its product as uncharacterized. The record is from RefSeq and is a predicted model, not a curated record. Lineage: Eukaryota; Metazoa; Arthropoda; Malacostraca; Amphipoda; Hyalellidae.